AUGCUUCGCCGAUUCUCCAAAAAGAACAGGAACCCGCCAGACGGCGCCGCAUCAUCCACCAACGACAAUGAGAGAAAGUACAAGAAGUUGGUGAAGAAGUUCUUGGAAUUCAUCACCUCUCCAGUCUGGUCCAUUCCGAUUGCCUCUUUCAUAGAAGGACAAUCAGUUGUAUUCGACCGCGCUCAAAUGGAGACUGAAGUCUAUAUGGAGAUUCAUAAGGAGUACUCUCAACUAAUCGAUACUUUGAUCGAGUGCUUCUGUGAAGACGUGGGAACCACUCCAGCUGAAUUAAUCGAUGCUAUCAAGACUAUCAAUCAGCAGGAUAUCUCUCAUCAUUACAAGGUCGCCUUGGAACCCCUUCUCGCUGCUCAGAACUUCAACGUAUUCGUCCCAAUGAUGAUGCGAAAAAACAUUGAGCUUCAACUACAAGCUCUACAAAUGAUCGAGUUUAUGUGUGGUCUAAUCCCUUCUGUCCUCCAGUUAGAGGACGGAGAAUCGCUUAAAAACAAAAAGAUGACACCGGAGCAAACCGAAAGAUAUGUGCUCAUUUCGGUGCUUCGUCAUAGUAAGGAUGAGUAUGAAGCGACGCAGAAAGGAACAGAGGAGUUGGAGCAAGUGGCACAGAACAGUCGAAUUCAACGGGAAGCGCUGGAGAGGGAUAUUGAAAGGGAGGAGGCUUUGCUCCAGAGAGCUCUCGAGAUGGAGAGAAUGGAAAAUCAGAGAAAUCGAAGUGCCCAAACUGAUGUACCAGGAACGUCUUCUCUUCGAUCUGUCGCGGCUAUCAUGGCAGCAACGUUCUCCAUAGAUACAGCCACCAAUACUGAUGAUAUCAAGGUCCAACUUCUAGAUGAAGAAGCCAAGAAGACAACGUCUUCAGGAACCAUGACAUCUAGUGGAGUGUCUUCUGGGACGAUGGCUUCCUCCUCUUCUGGAACCAUGACAACUCCUUCUGGAGUGUUUUCUGGAGACGCAGGAUUUGAUGCUGCAUACGAAGCAGCCUUCGGAGCAACGAAUGGAAAAGAAAAAGGAAAAGAGAGCCGCCCGAAAUCCGCGAAACGCGUCGGAUCCGCAGUCGGAAAACGAUCCGGAUCAGCUGUUAAAGCAAACCAGGAUUCUGGAUUUAAAAGUGAUCCAGACAACGGAGAAGCACGUCCAAGGACAGGUUCGAAAGUGAAUGCUGAAUCGAACACUGAAGAACGGCGUCCUAGAACGGCAUCCAAGAAAACAACCAGCACAACAGUGGAUUCUUCAGAAGUUCAGAUAGACGUAAUCCAAGAGACGCCAAUCGGGACAUCUCCUGAGAACACGGAGAAAAAACGCCCAACAACUGGAGCCAAAAAAUCAUCAACUUCAGAAGCCCAAACAGACGCCAUCAAGAAAACGUCAACUGGAACAUCCCCUGAAAACAUGGAGAAGGAGAAAAAACGUCCAGGAACCGCCAAAAACGAGCGUAAAUAUUCAACGGCAGGCUUGGAGGAUUUAGAAGGGCUGAAAACAGGCGCUUCUGACGAAAAAUCGGAGCCAAGGAGUCGUCCUUCAACCCGCAAAUCCAGCAGAGCCGAUGAGCGUCCGCCAAGUCGUAAGGCAGCAGACGGAUCCCAUGAGCCACGCGCCAAGACACCACUUCAAAAAGGCUUCGAUGAACGUCCAGUGACUCGAAGAUCCUCAGUGGACAAGAAUGCACCAAAACGGAAUGAUAGUGUUCCUCGAGAGAGAAAACAUGCAAUACCACAGGAUGAUAGAAAACCGCCAAAGCCAAUAGGACCGUUGAAAAGUAACAAGUAUGAUGGCGAGGUGGUUAUGGGACGUCCAGGGUCUCCAGGAAGAGAUCAUGGUCCAAGGAGGAAGAAUUUGAAUGAUGUGAAUUCUCAUCUUGUGGACAUCAAUCGUUUGAACAGUUCUGACGUGCGCACUCGUGCUCAAUAUUUAAAGGAACAGCGCGACAAGCUACUUCAAAUGAAAAACGAGGAAAGGAUCAAGCAAAUGAACGACAUUCAAAACUCCGGAUUGGAGCGGCCGAAAACCGCGGCUCGUGCUCGUGAGAUACUGGAUAAGGAUAAGAGAGCGGCUGGCGAGAUUCGGAAGGAGAUCAGCAAAAAGUUGAAGACCCAAAUUUUAACCUUGAAUUGA
Molecule: messenger RNA, 2130 nt
Organism: Caenorhabditis briggsae
Lineage: Eukaryota; Metazoa; Nematoda; Chromadorea; Rhabditida; Rhabditidae
Exons: 7
Coding region: 1-2130 (709 amino acids)
Cellular component (GO): ciliary base; axoneme
Source: RefSeq, a predicted model, not a curated record